GCGUCUCGUCAGUGUCAAAGCAUAUAAGGUGUCAGAAGCAUCUCAGUCAAAGCAAAACCGAUACCCAUGACCCAUAUCGGCAUAAAUGGCUUCGGACGUAUCGGCAGGAUUUUCCUAAGGGCAGCCUUGGAGCAUGACGCUGAAGUACUGGCGAUCAAUGAUCCAUCAGGUACCCCAAAGUACUUGGCUUAUCUCUUCAAGCACGACUCAACUCAUGGCAGGUUCGGGGGGAAAGUUUGCAACGACGAGAAACAUCUUAUCGUCGGCGAGAAGAAAAUCAGGGUUUUCCACGAGACCGAUCCGAAAAAGGUUCCUUGGAAGGAUGCUGGAGCAGAAUACGUGGUGGACAGUUCAGGGCAAUUCACCACGAUAGAAAAGGCAUCAGUUAUUCUGCAAGCGGGUGCAAAGAAGGUUAUUAUCAGCGCCCCAUCUAGUGACGCUCCUAUGUUCGUGUGCGGAGUUAAUUUGGAUAAAUACGACCCGAAAUAUAAGGUGAUCUCCAUGGCCUCCUGUACCACCAACUGCCUGGCCCCGUUGGCCAAGGUGGUCCACGAGAAAUUCGGCAUCGUCGAAGGCCUGAUGACGACCAUCCACGCCGUGACCUUGAGCCAGAAGGUCAUAGACGGCGCUGCCAAGAAGUCCUGGAGGGACGGCAGGGGUGCCUUGCAGAACAUCAUUCCGGCUUCCACGGGAGCUGCCAAAGCAGUGACCAAGGUGAUACCGGAUCUCAAAGGAAAAUUGACAGGUAUGGCAUUUCGUGUUCCAGUAGCAACAGGUUCUGUAGUGGAUCUGACUGUUCGUUUGUGUAAACCAGCCAACUACGACCUCAUCAAGGCAACAGUACUCGAGGCAUCUACAGGACCUCUCAAAGGGAUCUUGGGAUAUACCGAAGAAGAUAUAGUUUCCACCGAUAUCAUAGGUAGCGGGUGUACUUCGAUAUUUGAUGCUAAUGCCGGAAUAUCACUCAACGAUAACUUCGUUAAAUUGGUGAGUUGGUAUGACAAUGAGACCGGCUAUGCCACCAAGUUGGUGGACCUGAUCAAAUACGUACAGAAGAAAGAUUGCGAGGAUCCUAGCAAGAAAGAGGACCCCUGUAAGAAGGAACAGAAGAGUAACCUUUGCGAAAAGGAAAAGAAGAAGGAUCCUUCUCAAAAAAAAUGCUAAUCAUUGGAUGUCUUAUCUACUGUAUUUAAUCAUACAUUUUAUGGAAUCAAAUGGACAAAUAUACCUAUUU
Molecule: messenger RNA, 1234 nt
Organism: Phaedon cochleariae (mustard beetle)
Lineage: Eukaryota; Metazoa; Arthropoda; Insecta; Coleoptera; Chrysomelidae
Source: the annotation of a GenBank genome assembly